AUGGUGCAGGCGCACGAGCCCAAGCUCGAGCAGCGGCGCACCUGGUUCUCCGAGCCUGGCGCUUCGCCCAGCGCGCACACGUUUGCGACGGCCGACGGCAAGUGCGAAGGCACAGUCGCGGGGUACAAGGGGGGCAAGAUCGACUGGAUCACGACGUGCAAGUUCUUCUCGAAGGAGCUGGGCUUCGGGAACCUGCGCAUCGACGGCUGGGCCAACCGCGAGACCCGCGCGCCGCACGUGGCGGUCCACCUCUGCAUCGUCUUCAAUGUCCUCUUCAUCUACAUCGGCUGCCCGCCGCGCACCAACCUCGUCCUCGACGACGCGUACAACGACCACGUCUACGGCACGGCGCGCAAGUCGACCGGCCGCUCGCUCAACGACGUCCACGUCGACUGCGUCGAGGACAAGCGCUUCAAGCAGUACGUCUCCAAGUCGCACGUCGUCAACGCCUUCAUGGUCGCGCCGACGACGCUGCUCUACACGAUCCCCUUCACCAAGAAGACCUUCGCAAAGGUUCGCUCGCUCGCGAUGGAGUACAUGACCGCCUGGCUCGAGCUGCUCGACGAGACGGAGGGCGUCCUCGUCGACGGCAUCGACACGCGCGAGACGCAGACCGAGCUGCUGCAGCUCGACGUGCGGACGCGCCAGUUCUGCGGCCGCGACCCAGACACGAAGAACGUCGCCAACAUCUUUGGCCUCGAGAAGACGGACAAGCUCGUGCGCACGCUCUGGGGCGACCCCGACGACCCGAUCUGGCAGUCGCGCUGA
Molecule: messenger RNA, 768 nt
Organism: Emiliania huxleyi CCMP1516
Lineage: Eukaryota; Haptophyta; Isochrysidales; Noelaerhabdaceae
Exons: 3
Coding region: 1-768 (255 amino acids)
Source: RefSeq, a predicted model, not a curated record